Molecule: messenger RNA, 1659 nt
Organism: Cordyceps militaris CM01
Lineage: Eukaryota; Fungi; Ascomycota; Sordariomycetes; Hypocreales; Cordycipitaceae
Exons: 4
Coding region: 1-1659 (552 amino acids)
Source: RefSeq, a predicted model, not a curated record
AUGCCGCCCCUGGGCAUGGCCACCUGGCGCCUGGCUGCCCUCUUCUGUCCAUACACGACGCGGCGCUGGACGCCCGCACCCGGUGAAGCCGUCCGCCAGCACCCGCGCCAGAAUCGCCUCAGCCCGCCGCCUUCUCGGUUUGAUGUUGCACCUCAAAUCAAUGCCUCGCCACACUCAUCAGUGUCACCCCCCGUUGGCGACUUCACCUCGCAGUCGCCCUACCCCAAUCGCAUAACCAGCCUGGAGCAGCUCGAUCGCACCUUGGAUGAGGCCAAUGCUCACCUUCGCGCCCUAUUGGACAUGACCUCGGCCAACAGUGUCUCGCGCCAGCUCUUACCAACCAAUCACUCCCCCAGCUACACUCCCUCCACACGCACACAUGACUUCACCUAUGACAACCAACGCAACAAACGCAGAAAGGUUGAGGAUGAGAGGUACACCCAUAGUGUACAGAGUUUCCGCUAUGGCCACUAUGGCCAAGUUGAACCCGGCGAAUUGGAAAUGGAAAUCGCCAGCUGCGAUGGCGGCAUGUUUUCCAACGAGCUGUCUUAUGCUGCUGAAAACAUUCUCAAAAAUGACAGCUCUGUCUACUGCACCUUAGGGAAUCGGUGCAACAUUGUCCUGCGCCAUCGGGGUUCCACAACGUUCACGCUGUCCGAGCUGGUCAUCAAGGCGCCAGGUUCCAUGAACUAUUCUCAUCCCGUGCGCGAAGGCAUGGUCUUUAUCUCCAUGGAACAGGAUGACGUCCUGCUGCGGACCGCCCAAUUCCAGAUCCAGUACGGGCCUCCCACUGGUAUCGCCGCCGGCACCACCGCCGGCACCACCACCGGCAACGCCGCCACGGCACGCGACCGUGUCACCUUUACCAGCAUGGAUCCCCGCGCCCGGCUCAGCCGCGAGGCGCAGCAGACCCUGUCCAUCUCGCACAACCGUGACGGCACCUCGGCCACGCGCACGGGACGUUCCUUCCUCUACAGCUCCGGCGGCGAUCACGACAUGCGCACGCCGCAGAUGCCGCGCGAGUUUAACGUCAGCCAGCCCAACUUUCAAAUCAGCACCGAGUUUAGCGAUGACGAGGACGACGCCGUUACCGCCAGCGUCGCCGCCCCCGUUUCCAUUCUCCGGCGGCCUCCCCCUAACCGCAUCGGCCCACUGCCAUUUGAAAACGAUGAGGUCGACUCCGACUCAGACCUGGAUGACGGCCACGCCAGUACCACCUUCACCGACAACAACAGCCUGCGGCGCCUCCGGCGCGGCGACUCGUCCGGCGCUGCCCCCGCCCGUCAUCCGACCAAUAUCAGCACCACGAACAACCUCCUCAACGUCAAUUUUGGUCACUACGCGCCCCAAACCAGCAACAACAACCACGGCAGUAACAACACCGCGCUCGCCGAUGCCUGGGACGCGCACGCCAGUGCCACGCAAGAAGCCAUUCGCGCCGUCGGGGGCGGCAACCUGCUCGCCCCGCACGCCCGCUUUCAUUUCGAAAAGAAGAAGAGCAAGUGCACGAUUCGCUUCGAUCCGCCAGUCUCGGGCCGCUUCAUCCUGCUCAAGAUGUGGAGCUCCCAUCAGGACUUGAGCAGCAACAUUGAUAUUCAGUCCGUCAUUGCUCACGGCUUUGCGGGGCCGCGCUACUUUCCCGCCGUGGAGAUGCGUUGA